Molecule: messenger RNA, 2720 nt
Organism: Hemibagrus wyckioides
Lineage: Eukaryota; Metazoa; Chordata; Actinopteri; Siluriformes; Bagridae
Product: histamine N-methyltransferase-like
Exons: 7
Coding region: 136-1014 (292 amino acids)
Molecular function (GO): N-methyltransferase activity
Source: RefSeq, a predicted model, not a curated record
GUGUGUGAUGUAUAGAUUGAAACACACCCCAGCAGUGAAAGUCUUCAGGGCUGUGGCUUUAAGAUCACGGACAGAGAGAAGAGCUGAAGAUCAGGAGCAGCCGCACGAGGGAAGAGGGAAAAAAACGAAUAAAAGAUGGCCGCUCAGAACAGGAGUCUGGUGGAUGAUUACUCCAGAUACCUGAAGGCAUUCGAGCUGUUUCUGGAACGCUCGUCUGAACACCAGUGUAUGAGAGACUUCAUCCAUAACACACUUCCAAACAUCCUGGCCACUGUUGGAGUAGGAAAAUCCUCUCUGAAUGUGAUGGGAGUGGGAAGUGGAGCAGGCGAGAUUGAUCUGGAAAUCCUCACCCAGCUGCACACUAAACAUCCUGAGGCCCGAGUGGAGAACGAUGUGGUGGAACCCAGCGGGGACAUGCUGUAUAAAUAUAAAGUUUUAGUGGCGAAGACGCCGGGCCUCGAUCACAUCACCUUCAGGUUUAAUAAGAUGACAGCGUCCGAGUUCGAGAGCGACUGGAAGCAGAGGAACACUGACCGGAAGCUGGACUUCAUCCACAUGAUUCAGAUGCUGUACUACGUGAAAGAUCCCGAGGCGACGGUUUCCUUCUUCAGGAGCUUACUGCACAAAGACGGCAAACUCCUCAUCAUCCUGGUCUCAGGACAGAGCGGCUGGGGCAGGUUAUGGAGAACCUACCGAGCUCAGCUGUGCAAGAGCGACAUCAGUCAGUGCAUCACGAGCGGAGAGGUCAGAAACUUCCUGGACGCUAAAGGAAUCCCCUACCAGAGCCACACUCUCCCGUCUCAGAUGGACAUCACAGAGUGUUUCACAGCUGGAGAUGAGAAAGGAGAGCUGCUGCUGGACUUCCUGACCGAGGUCCUGGAGUUCAGUAAGAACUCUUCUCCGGAGCUGAAAGCCGGAGUGCUGGAGCUCCUCAAACACCCCGAGUGCAGCCGAGAGCUGGACGGCAGGAUUAUAUUCAACAACAACCUGGAGGCCUUAGUGCUCACCCCGUAGAGCUGAAACACCAGCUCACUCUCAAGAGAAGACUUUAUUUCAGUUCCUUCUUUUAGAUUUUAACAUGUUAAAUGUUAAUCUCUGACGUCUGUCGUAAUUGAUUCUAAGACAUUUGCACAAAUAUAGCCUUUGUUUUAGAGUUGCAAGAUAGAAAUAAUAUAAAAAGGCAAUGAUUCUCUAACAAUGUGUUUGUUGACCAGUUAACCGGCUGGACUGUGACUUAUGGCUUAUUGAUUAGAAAGACUGUGACUGUAUGUCUCUGUCUCUGAGCCGAGUGUGAGAUAAGCUUCAGUGUUUUACUCGCGUCUUUUCUUCUUUAUUUUUUAAAGGAUUUAAAAUCUUUUGGCUGCAGAAAUCCUCUCUGAACACCAAACAUUCCCUUUAAUCCCGUAAUCUUUAGUAAACAUGCUACGUGAAUUCUUCCACAUAACAAAACUGUGGUUUCGGCUGUAAUUAACAGUAACCAUGACAACAACAGGCUGACCUCAUGUCUCAACUGCUUCUCCACCAUCGCUUUACAGAUCGGACAGAAACAUCAGGCAUCAUAAAUUUAGCACCAUGUUUGUUCUCUGCUCCUCCUUCUCCACCUCUGUGUCCUUCUUUCCUUCUGCUCUCUCUUUCCUCCACACAGAUCGGACCCCCAGAUCCCACAAUUAUAAGGUGAAGACCUUCAUUAACAUUCCAUAAUGACUCUGAAGGCGGAGCUGCUCCAAAAAUGGGUGGGGCCAGGGAGUUUAGUAUAACUCAGAAACCUAGGGAAUGUCAUUUAAGAGUUAUUUAAUAUGACACCAUUAAUUCAUUCAUUCAUUCGUAGAAUCAAUCUUUUUUUUUCGUUCCUUAUUUUGUAUUCCUGAUUUUUUUUUCUGGGAUUAAAAUUGAGUGCUUGCGUUAAAGGAAGUGGAUUAGACGCUUUUCAAAAGAAAUCUUUUAUCUUCAGAGGUGAGUUAGUCCCACACAGGGGAUUAGAAUAAUCUGAUAGAUCACAUAACUCAGAUCUUUCCCCAGGAAUGGUUUAAUAAGAGAUUUCACACUUCUAGCACUAAUUCAAAGAUUAUUCCCUGGAAUCAGUUACGUUAAAUUCAGCUAAACAUUCUUGUUGUGCUUUAUUAACCCUUUUGCGCCCUCACCUGGCUGGCUGUGGAAGUGCAGGGUCACUGCCCUGGUGAUAUGAAGAAUUUUUUAGGGGGAAAUUAAAAUAAAGCUGUGUGCCGGGUUAUUUUGACUCGUAUCGUCUUUUCGGGAUCCACAGAUUUUUUUUUCUUUUUUUUUUUGUGCUGAAAAAGGAUUUAAAAAUUCUUUGGGCUUCAGCAGUCCUCUCCAGGGCAGCAAAUAUUCCCUUUAAUCCCUUAAUCUUCAGAAAACAUGCUACUCGAAUCCUUACACAUAAUACAAUUGUGGAUAAAAGUAUAAUUAAAAGCAGCAGCAGAAGCAGCAAAAGAACUUUCCAGAAUGAUGACAAGUGUUUUUCUGUUUAAAGGAAAAGUCUGGAACAUCAAGCUGGAAAUCACUUCAUUAAAGAUGAUGCGUUUAAACGAAUGUAUAACGUGGUGUAGAUUUAUGCUUUUAACUCUAUUUUGUAACGUGCCGUAGCAUUUUUUAUUCUAGAAAUUUGAGAUAGAAUGAUGCAGCACACAGUUUAUCUACAUACAAAUUACUUAAAUGGACAAAAGUGAAAACAGAAAUAAAACUGGGUGACAAACCGAUCA